AUGGUGGAAGAAGUGAAGCUUUUGAAGACAUGGUCAUCCCCUUUUGGUUUAAGGCCAAUAUGGGCGUUGAAGCUCAAAUGUAUUCAAUACGAAUCAAUAGAUGAAGAUCUAUCCAACAAGAGUGCUUUGCUUCUUCAGCUGAAUCCCAUCUACCAGAAAAUUCCAGUGCUUGUUCACAAUAGAAAACCCAUCUCAGAAUCACUUGUCAUUCUAGAAUACUUAGAUCAAACAUGGACCCAAAAUCCCAUAAUGCCCCAACAUCCUUUGGAGAAAGCCAGGCAACGAUUUUGGGCCAAAUUUAAUGAUGAAAAGGUUUUACCAUCAAUAUGGAGUGUUUUCACCAAAGAAGGAAAACAAAGAGAGGAAGCCAUGGAAGAAUUAGUGGAGAACUUGAAAUUAGCAGAAGAAGAGUUGCAGGGAAAAAGAUUCUUCAGGGGACAUAAGAUAGGAGUGGCGGAUUUUGAUUUUGGUUGGCUUGCCAACUUGAUCAGUGUUUUCGAACAAGUGACUGGUUUCAAAGUAAUUGAUGGAACAUUUCCAUUGUUAUCUACCUGGAUUUAA
This is a messenger RNA of Gossypium raimondii (Peruvian cotton), 561 nucleotides long. Its product is annotated as glutathione transferase GST 23. NCBI's taxonomy places the organism in Eukaryota, Viridiplantae, Streptophyta, Magnoliopsida, Malvales, Malvaceae. The record is from RefSeq and is a predicted model, not a curated record. Gene Ontology annotation, biological process: glutathione metabolic process. The transcript is spliced from 2 exons. Gene Ontology annotation, molecular function: glutathione transferase activity. Gene Ontology annotation, cellular component: cytoplasm. Bases 1 to 561 code for a protein of 186 amino acids.